AUGGCUGACGCCAUAUUAAAACUAAGUCGUAGUCUUGUUAAAAUCGAUACAAAUGAAGAUUUUUUAUCUGAUCAAAUUCAUUAUCAAAUAACAUUUACUAUAUUAAUUAUGUCUGCAUUUGCAUCAACAACUCUUCAAUAUUAUGCUGAUCCAAUUCAAUGUAUUCAACCAGCUCAAUUUACUGAGGGUUAUACAACAUUUGCACGUACUUUAUGUUGGUUAAAUAAUACAUAUUUUUAUCCUCAAACUUAUACACGAUUACCAAUGAAUAAAAAUGAACGUUUACAACAUACACUUCGUUAUUAUCAAUGGUUACCAUUUGUUUAUUUAAUUCAAGCUUUUUUCUUUUUAUUACCACAUUUAAUUUGGAUUAGUUUUUAUAAACGAAAUGGUUUAAAUCCAGGUGUAAUGGCUAAUCAAGGAAAAAAAUUUGAUGAUAAACCUGAAAUAAGUCAUCGACUUGCAAAAGAAAUUGAACGUUAUUUAAUGUGUAGAAAAUUGGCACAAUGUAAAAAAAAAAUAUUAUUUCGUCAUAAUAUUAAUGAAACUCAUGAUAAUGCUUCUACACCUCUUGCUUUGCCAAAUAUUUCAUUUCGUAUUCGAUAUCAUACGUAUUUUCUUGUUACACUUUAUCUUCUUAUUAAAUUACUCUAUAUUAUUAAUAUUAUUCUACAAGUACUUAUAUUAAAUGUUAUUUUAUCAACAGGAACAUAUGGAUUUUUUCAUUUUGGCUUUGAUACAAUGAAAUAUGUAUUUCGUUCAUCAAUACGUGAACGUAUGAGUGAGUUGUCAUAUCAACAUCAACAAUUAUUUCCAUUUGUUACUUUAUGUGACUUUCAUAUACGAGAAUUAGGACAAGAUCAUUAUUAUACCAUCGAAUGUAUAUUAUUAAUAAAUAUAUUCUAUGAAAAAGUUUAUUUUGCAAUGUGGAUUUGGUUUGCUGUACUUUUUAUAAUAUCAAUUAUCUCAUUUAUAUAUUCGUUUUACAAUUAUGUUCCAUUUUUUGCUCGUUAUCGUUUUAUUGAUAAACUUAUUGGUUUUAUUCCAGCUGAAAAACAACAAAAAUCUUCAUCAGAUAUACCAAUGUCACAAAAUUUAAUAAAAAUUACAACAACAGAUGAUAGAAGAGAAAAUGAUUUGUCGAUUGAUGCUAAUCGCGGAAAAGAUUUUGUUCAAUGGUUACAACGUGAUGGAGUUUUUCUUCUUCAUUUACUUCAUUCACAUUCAGGUGAACCAUUAACAAUAAAAUGUAUAAAAGAUUUAUUGGAUAUUUGGAUUAACAACUAUGAACAAGAACCACAACUUGCUCAACGAUUAUUAAAAAAUGAAUUUCAUUUCUCACAAUAA
Messenger RNA from Rotaria sp. Silwood2, 1347 nucleotides. The record is from the annotation of a GenBank genome assembly. Lineage: Eukaryota; Metazoa; Rotifera; Eurotatoria; Philodinida; Philodinidae.